AUGGAGGAUUCUGCUUUUUCGGCCGUCUUAAGUAGUUUUGGAUGUGCCCUGCCCAUGUGGAAAGUGAAAGCCUUCAUGAGAGCAAAUAUCGUGACAGCACAGGUUUUCUGGGAAGGCUUGUGGAUGAACUUUGUUCUGCAAAGCAUUGGUCACAUGCAGUGCAAAGCAUAUGACUCCAUCUUGGCUCUGACUCAAGAUCUGCAAGCGGCUUGAGCGCUGAUCUGUACUUCUACUGAUGUCAGCGUUGUUGCCACUGGAUUGACAGUUGUUGGGGCUGAGCGCACCAACUUCUACAGAGAGGAGUAGUUUAAAAAGGCCAAAACUGGAAUAACAGUUGGGGCAAUCUACAUAGUUGCAGGUCUACUGUCCCUCAUUGCUGUUAGCUGGUCAGCAUAUGUCAUCAUUGUGGGCUUUUUUAAUCCUCAAGCAAUUGAGGAGAGAAAAGGAGAGCUGGGAGCUUCAGUCUAUGUAGGAUGGGUGGCUGGUGUUCUGCUAGUUGUAGGUGGUGGCUUGCUCAUCAGCACGUACUCCAACCGAUGUUGAUCACAUCUGUGGGUUAAACAUCAAGUGACUCAUAGUGAUAUGGGUAAAUGAGUUACUUUGAAUUUGUCUGAAGAUCCUUGUUCGACUGUGUCCAAAAAAUAACAAUGCUCCAUGCUACAAAGCCAGGUCAAUCAAGGUGUGGAUGUAGGACCAACGGAUCAAGACCUUGUCAUGGCCAGCCCAAACUCCAGACAUG
Molecule: messenger RNA, 739 nt
Organism: Myxocyprinus asiaticus (Chinese sucker)
Lineage: Eukaryota; Metazoa; Chordata; Actinopteri; Cypriniformes; Catostomidae
Gene: cldn28
Product: claudin-4
Exons: 3
Biological process (GO): bicellular tight junction assembly; cell adhesion
Cellular component (GO): plasma membrane; bicellular tight junction
Molecular function (GO): structural molecule activity
Source: RefSeq, a predicted model, not a curated record